CUAGUAGAACCCCGGCGCUUCAUCAUGCCACAACUUUCACCGCCGUUAGGACACUUGGUGCACGUUGUCAUGGUGACGGUAUCGCUGCUCCUGUUUGCCCUGCUAAUCGCCGGACCGAACGGAGCGGCGAGUGGCCAUCGGUUCGGCUACUCGAAGCCCGACCAGCGGCGCUGGUCGAAGGCGCAUCAGAGCUGUGCGGGCAAGCACCAGUCACCGAUCGCGAUCAGCAGCAACCGGGCGUUACCGCUCUACAUGCCGGCCAUCGAGCUGGUCGGCUACAAUAACCUUCUGCCGGGGCCGAUCACCGUACACAACAAUGGUCAUUCCGUGUCCCUCGCGAUUCCGAAAACGGAUCCCGCCAAGGGUAAGCAUCCCUACAUCUUCGGGGGUAAGCUGCAGAACGAGUACGAGCUCGAAGGACUGCACUUCCACUGGGGCGACAAGAACAACCGCGGCUCGGAGCACGUGCUCAACGACGUCAGGUACCCGCUCGAGAUGCACAUCAUCCACCGGAACCGGAAGUACAAGUCGGUGGCCGAGGCGCUCGGCUACUCGGACGGUCUUACGGUGCUGGGCUUUUUCUAUCAGGUCACCGAGCAGGACAGCCCGGAGAUUAACGGGCUCGUGCGCUCGUUCGGGCUGAUCACCGACUACGACAAGGCCAUCCAGCUGAACCACACGUUCACGCUCCAGUCGCUCAUCGACGGCCUGGACACGACGCGGUUCUACACCUACAAGGGCUCCCUGACGACCCCGCCCUGCUCGGAGGCCGUCACGUGGGUCGUCUUCCCCGAUCUGCUCGAGCUGUCCGUGCACCAGAUGAAGCGCUUCCGUACGCUGGACACGGGGAUUCACGGGUCACCGAUGGUAGACAACUAUCGGUCGUUGCAACCGAUCGGCAACCGGCGGGUGUUUGUGCGCAAGGUCAACGCCCGCUACACGGCGCUCGAGGCGCUCGACGAGGGCCACACCCACAGCAAGUGGGACUGGGUGUACUGAGGACCCUACAGGACCUUCCGUCGUUCGCAGCACCAACUCCCGACGGAACGGGAAACGAAAAGAACGAACAAAACAAAAUGUGGCAUAGGUUGUGCCAUUUUUCUUAGAUUUAAUCAGUGCAUGUGCUUCAUUCGUUUAAGACUAUAGAGUAACGCCGUUUGACCGUAGUGCGAAACACUGUUGUAAACCGUAAAUAUAACGUAACCGACCGGGGUU
Messenger RNA from Anopheles bellator, 1215 nucleotides. Its product is annotated as carbonic anhydrase 7-like. NCBI's taxonomy places the organism in Eukaryota, Metazoa, Arthropoda, Insecta, Diptera, Culicidae. The transcript has 5 exons. Gene Ontology annotation, molecular function: zinc ion binding; carbonate dehydratase activity. Gene Ontology annotation, cellular component: cytoplasm. Bases 25 to 999 code for a protein of 324 amino acids. The record is from RefSeq and is a predicted model, not a curated record.